Messenger RNA from Acaulospora morrowiae, 222 nucleotides. Lineage: Eukaryota; Fungi; Glomeromycota; Glomeromycetes; Diversisporales; Acaulosporaceae. The record is from the annotation of a GenBank genome assembly.
AUGUUUUCGGAUCUCGAAUGCGACUACAUCAAUCCAAUUGAUCUGUGUAAUAAAUUGAAUCAGUUCGUGCUUCCUGAAAUGCUAGCCCAUUCAUUCCUUUUCUUUAUGUUUCUAAUCAACGGAAGUUGGAUAGCCGCUUUAGUCAACAUUCCCCUGAUAGUAUACAAUGCUCAAAAGUAUGGAGUAUUUUGGAUAAUGGAAUUGUUCGUUCCCGAGUUUUUC